CUCACCGUGGUUCCAUUGCAGCGAUGGCUUUAAGGAGAUCAUGCCCUACGACCACUUCCAGCCUCUCCCUCGCUGGGAACAUAACCCGUGGACGGCGUGCUCCGUGUCCUGCGGGGGCGGCACCCAGCGGCGCAGCUUCGUGUGCGUGGAGGAGUCGCUGCACGGCGAGGUCCUGCGGGUGGAGGAGUGGAAGUGCAUGUACGCGCCCCGGCCCAGGGUCAUGCAGACCUGCAACCUCUUCGACUGCCCCAAGUGGGUGGCCAUGGGCUGGUCCCAGUGCACGGUGACCUGCGGCCGGGGGCUGCGCUACCGGGUCGUGCUGUGCAUCAACCAUCGCGGGCAGCACGUGGGCGGCUGCAACCCUCAGCUGAAGUUACACAUCAAGGAGGAGUGUAUCAUCCCCGUCCCCUGUUACAAACCCAAAGAAAAGAGCCCAGUGGAGGCAAAGCUGCCCUGGCUGAAGCAAGCCCGGGAGCUGGAGGAGACCAGGGUGGCGACGGAAGAACCGAC
Molecule: messenger RNA, 510 nt
Organism: Myotis lucifugus (little brown bat)
Lineage: Eukaryota; Metazoa; Chordata; Mammalia; Chiroptera; Vespertilionidae
Product: ADAMTS-like protein 3
Exons: 4
Biological process (GO): extracellular matrix organization
Cellular component (GO): extracellular matrix
Molecular function (GO): metalloendopeptidase activity
Source: RefSeq, a predicted model, not a curated record